GCAGCAGUCGUCGUCGUCGUCGCCGAAACCGGAACGAAAAUACGAUUAUUAUAUAUUUCGUUUAUACUCGGCCGGUCCGCCCACCGCGUGUGCUAUCGCGACGCGUCCCGCCAAAAGCCGAAGCGGACCGAACCUUUGCCGCGAGCUUUGGAUAGACCUACCUACCUACCUACCUAUAAUACAUUUACCGACGAGCGUACGUCGACGACGCGCCACGCACGCCACCGUCGCCGCCGUGGCGUAUUAUUAUUAUUACUAUUACUAUUAUUAUUAUUACCGCACCGCGACGCCGGACCCCGCGAGCGCUGUUCACUUGUGCGUAUUGUUUUCGCGCCUCUGAACAUCGGAAGUUCCGGAGUGCACAGUUUGCCGAGCAACCCGACGGCACGGCCGUCGGCCCGACCGAGAAACGAUAUAAUAAUAAUAAUAAUAAUAAUAACAUUAUUAUUAUCAUCUUCGUCGUCGUAUAGUACAACAAUAGAGAAAAAAAAAGUAUAAUAUAAUGUACAACCGUAAUGACGACGACGACGACGACGACAGUAAUAUAAUAGGUACGCGCUAGGCACAAAUGAUAUGCGCGGGCGACGGUUUUAAAUCGCACGACAUCGAUGCGGACGAUUUCAAAAUAAUGUGGAAUUAUUAUCAUUCGUCUUAGUGCCACGUGAGCUGCCUGCACGAUAUUUAUAUUUAGAAUAAGGAAUAAAAAACAGACCUUUCGUUUCGGCAAUAUUCGGAGUUAAACCAUAUUAUAAUAUUAUUAUCGUCACUGCCGUUUGAUUAUUUACACGUUCGAAGACCACUCAAACGAGGAACGCAGCAGCCGAUCAUUAGUAAUGCAAUAUUAUUAUUGUACACCAACAAAUACAUAAUAUUGUGCACGCGUUCGUUGUUCAUCGUCAUUAACGGACGUUUGUGGGCGGCAUGGUACGUUCAAUUGAAGUUUUCAUUUUUUGUCUACUCGUCAUGUUACAAGCGCCUUUCAUCAACAACCUGAAAUUGUUGAACGUCCGAAUAGCCAACCAUACGAUAUUGGGCAGUAGUACAACACUAAAAUGCACGUUCGACCUAGAAGGAGAACAUCUGUACUCGGUCAAAUGGUACAAGAACGGCGACGAGUUCUUCAGAUACUUACCCAAAAGCAAACCAAACAUACAGGUUUUCGAAAAAUCCGGCAUUUAUAUUGACAUCGAUAAAUCAAAUUCAACCGAAGUCGUGCUCAAGUCUUUAGAACUGUCAAGCAGUGGCACCUAUAGGUGUGAAGUUUCGGCGGAGGCUCCGUCGUUUCAAACCGUAUUCCAAGACCGAGAUAUGAUUACAGUGGAAGAAAUUCCGUGGAUUUCCGGUCUUCAGCACGAAUAUAAUGUCGGGGAGACUGUAAAUGCCAACUGUACGUCGAGUAAGAUGGAAAUUCAUGCCCAGCUCGUUUGGUAUAUAAACAAUGAAAAGGCCAACUCUACAGUUGAACAAGGACCGUACUACAAAAAGUACUUCGCAGGUAGCGGACAACUUGUGACAACUGUACUAGGACUCAGCUUCACUGUAACCGAUGGUCAUUAUAAGAAUGGUGAAAUAUAUCUGAAAUGUGCGGCUCGUCUUUCAACGCAUUAUUUAUUAUAUUCAGAUGAAAAAAUUAUAAGGUUCACCAAACGGCCUCCUACUGAAUCAAUAAUUUCUAACCAAGUUAAACAAGCUAAAAUGCAAGAGAAUUCGAUCAGCGUACAAAACACGCCGAACAUUAUUCAUAUGGUAUGUGUUUUGGUUUUCUGUCUGCGAAACAACAGAAAAAUGGUAGUUGCAUACUAAUUACAAACAAAUAAACACAUAUAUUAUUAUUUGUAAUUGUAUUGUAAUUGUCAUUAAUGAAACGAAUCGUAGUUUAUAAUUACAUUGUAAUAUAUUGUUUACUUCCUACACAUG
Molecule: messenger RNA, 1917 nt
Organism: Aphis gossypii (cotton aphid)
Lineage: Eukaryota; Metazoa; Arthropoda; Insecta; Hemiptera; Aphididae
Exons: 6
Coding region: 922-1803 (293 amino acids)
Source: RefSeq, a predicted model, not a curated record